Messenger RNA from Erinaceus europaeus (western European hedgehog), 1379 nucleotides. It is a transcript of the gene AIPL1, whose product is annotated as aryl hydrocarbon receptor interacting protein like 1. The transcript is spliced from 7 exons. NCBI's taxonomy places the organism in Eukaryota, Metazoa, Chordata, Mammalia, Eulipotyphla, Erinaceidae. The record is from RefSeq and is a predicted model, not a curated record. The coding region runs from base 256 to 1242 and encodes 328 amino acids. Gene Ontology annotation, molecular function: protein binding; peptidyl-prolyl cis-trans isomerase activity.
GGAAAGCCACACCAGUGACCGAGUGGAGACCUAUGGCAGGAACCCUUCCCAGCCCAGCACUAAAGCCUGGUCAGUGGACCUGGAAGCUGAAUGGAUGAAGUGGGAGUGUGGAAUGCCUCAUCCCAGACCCUCACUCCUGUACAACAUGGAGAAACUGCCAGAGAAAGAUCUAGGCCACAAGGCCAAAGUCAAAGAUAGGUGAUCUUUAACACAGAUUAUUGCAGCCUGCUCAGGACACGUCCACUCCUCCGAGCCAUGGAUGCCGCCCUGCUCCUCAAUGUGGAAGGGAUCAAGAAAACUAUUCUUCACGGGGGUACGGGGGACCUGCCCAACUUCAUCAAUGGGUCUCGAGUGACCUUUCACUUCCGGACCAUGAAAUGCGAUGAAGAUCGGACAGUGAUAGAUGACAGCAGGCAGGUGGGCCACCCCAUGCACAUCAUCAUCGGGAACAUGUUCAAGCUGGAGGUCUGGGAAAUCCUGCUGACGUCCAUGCGGCUCAGCGAGGUGGCCGAGUUCUGGUGUGACACCAUCCACACGGGGGUCUACCCCAUCCUGUCACGGAGCCUGCGGCAGAUGGCCGAGGGCAAGGACCCCACUGAGUGGCACGUGCACACGUGCGGACUGGCCAACAUGUUCGCCUACCACACGCUGGGCUAUGAGGACCUGGACGAACUGCAGAAGGAGCCGCAACCCCUGAUCUUCGUGAUUGAGCUGCUGCAGGUCGAGGCUCCGAGUGAGUACCAGAGGGAGACCUGGAACCUGAGCGCCCAGGAGAAGAUGCAGGCGGCGCCCAUCCUCCACGGAGAAGGAAACCGACUCUUCAAGCUGGGCCGUUAUGAGGAGGCCUCCACCAAGUACCAGGAGGCGAUCGUGUGCUUGCGGAACCUGCAGACCAAGGAGAAGCCCUGGGAGGUGCAGUGGCUGAAGCUGGAAAAGAUGAUCAAUACUCUAAUCCUCAACUACUGCCAGUGUCUGCUGAAGAAGGAGGAAUACUACGAGGUGCUGGAGCACACCAGCGACAUCUUGCGUCACCACCCAGGCAUCGGGAAGGCCUACUACGUGCGGGCCCGGGCCCACGCGGAGGUGUGGAACGAGGCGGAGGCCAAGGCGGACCUGGAGAAAGUGCUGGAGCUGGAGCCGUCCAUGCGCAAGGCGGUGCACCGUGAGCUGCGGCUGCUGGAGAACCGCCUGGAGGAGAAGCGCGAGGAGGAGCGGCUGCGCUGCCGGAACAUGCUGGGCUAGUGCCGGCCUGCACCCCGCCUCGCCCUGGUUCCCCGCCUUGCCAGGGAAGCUACUCCUGCGUUGCCAGUUCCGUCAUCCUCUCCAUCUUUUCCUCCUACAAGAUACCUGCCCUGCCCUGCCCUGCACUGACCCUGACC